Pseudozyma hubeiensis SY62 is the source of this 1773-nucleotide messenger RNA. Its product is annotated as cyclohydrolase. Gene Ontology annotation, molecular function: GTP cyclohydrolase II activity. The coding region runs from base 1 to 1773 and encodes 590 amino acids. Lineage: Eukaryota; Fungi; Basidiomycota; Ustilaginomycetes; Ustilaginales; Ustilaginaceae. The transcript has 3 exons. The record is from RefSeq and is a predicted model, not a curated record. Gene Ontology annotation, biological process: riboflavin biosynthetic process.
AUGUUCGGAUACCGCCUCGAAGCUCGAACAGCGGUGAAACAAUUCGCGGCGAUAUUUCGAGGCACCUCAGCUCUCACGUUUUCCGCGAUCAAGAUGACCUCAUCAACCGAUCACAUCCUCUCGCGCAUCCUCGACGAGCUCACAGAGCUCAAAGUCAAGAACUCGCACCUUGAGGCCAAGGUCGACUCUCUGCAGAACGCGGCGACGCUGCCUUCGCCGUCAUCUUUUGCUCGUCGACAGAGCUCGACCGGAUUCACCGCCCUGGGUGCUCACAGCUUCUCUCCGUCCCAACCUGCCGACUUUGCUUUGGGUACCUCGCCGCCUCCUCAGCCUCUUGGUCCCCCUGCUCACCCUCUCGGUGGCUUGCCUCAGACCAACGGACCCAGUCCUGCCGAGACACCCGAACUGGGCGCCAAGAAGCUCCCUACCAAUGGCACAGCGUCACCCUCUCAGCCCGCGUCAACCAGCUCCACAGCAGGGUACUACUCAUCCCGAGUCAUCCUCACCACCUACCCUGGUCAAGUGGGUAUCAAGCCUUUGCCGCUCAACUGGGCAGCUCAGGAUCCCAAGCAGCGAGGACCCGUGGUUGCAAGUCGACACCCGAACUCCAUCCGCGUCCGCAACGCCAUCGGUGCCUACGGAGGCAGCUACUCUGUCUACCGAUCGCUCGCCAUCGCCAUGGGUCAGCUCAACCCCAACCACAGGCCCGAUUACACCAACACAGAGCCUCCGUUCGACAUUCCGCCCAACCCAUCGUGGUUCGACCCGUCCAAGAUCGUCGCCAUGGACCCAUGGGGUCAUCUCGCACCGCAAGUGUACCGAUCCGAGUUCGAGUCUGGCGUCGACAUUCGUCCCACGGCGUCGCUCACCAAGGCGCACAUCAAGAUGCCCGAGCUUGACAAGGCCCAGCAGGCUGGUGUCUUUCCCAUCGAUGGAAAGAUCGUCGUCAAGAGCAUCCGUCUUCCUGGUGUUGCCGAGGAUGUCGAUCCGGGAUGCGAGGUCAGCGUGAGCAAAGCAGCCGUCGACCCGGUGUGGUACUUGCCCGGCGUGGCUGAGCGUCUCGGCGUCACGGAAGGUGCGUUGAGACGUGCCAUCUUUGAAGACACGGGCGGAUCGUAUCCCGAACUUCUCACGCGUCACGAUCUCAAAGUCUUCCUCCCUCCCAUCUCGGGUCUGACCGUCUACAUCUUUGGACGACCCGAAGACCUUCGCGAUCCAACAAAGGAGGUGACCGUGCGCAUUCACGACGAGUGCAACGGAUCCGACGUCUUUGGAAGUGACAUCUGCACGUGUCGUCCCUACCUGCUGUUCGGUAUCGAAGAAUGCAUCAAGACUGCACAGCGUGGUGGAGCAGGAGCGGUCAUCUACUUCCGCAAAGAAGGUCGUGCGCUCGGCGAGGUCACCAAAUACCUUGUCUACAAUGCUCGAAAGAGAGGCACCGAUUCGGCAAGCAACUACUUCAAGAGGACCGAGAACAUCGCCGGUGUCAAGGACAUGAGGUUCCAAGCCCUCAUGCCCGACGUAUUGCACUGGCUGGGUGCCACCAACAUCACCAACUGGAUCUCGAUGAGCAACAUGAAGCACGACGCAGCCGUCAACAGCGGAAUCACCAUCAAGAACCGUUACGAGCUACCCGAGGAACUCAUCCCCGCCGAUUCAAGGGUAGAGAUCGACGCAAAGAUCCAAGCCGGCUACUUUUCGGCUACCAAACAGUUGACCGAGGACGAUCUCAAACAUACCGUGGGAAGAGCUUGGGAGGAUAUCGAUCACUAG